Molecule: messenger RNA, 3069 nt
Organism: Mytilus trossulus (common blue mussel)
Lineage: Eukaryota; Metazoa; Mollusca; Bivalvia; Mytilida; Mytilidae
Product: tubulin beta chain-like
Exons: 5
Coding region: 424-1548 (374 amino acids)
Biological process (GO): microtubule cytoskeleton organization; mitotic cell cycle
Cellular component (GO): cytoplasm; microtubule
Molecular function (GO): structural constituent of cytoskeleton; GTPase activity; GTP binding
Source: RefSeq, a predicted model, not a curated record
GCGUAGAGACAGCCGUUGCAGUAGAAAUUCGUCAUCACAUAUUUAUUAGAAGUGGAAAUUUGUUAUCAAUAGAAGUAGCACAUACAAAAUGAGGGAAAUAGUUCACAUACAAGCAGGACAGUGCGGAAAUCAAAUCGGUUCCAAGGUCUGCUUCAUUUGUUCGAGCUUCGGAAUAAGCCGUGUUAACCAUAUCAUGUUACCGGCUAAAAAGCGGCUAAAAUCAAACGAGUGAAACUGGCUGAAAAAAGGAAGAUUACGACAGUGUUCUGGGAAGUAAUUUCAGACGAGCAUGGCGUAGACGCAACAGGAGAAUAUCAUGGUGACUCUGAUCUACAACUUGAGAGGAUCAGUGUUUAUUUCAGCGAAGCAAGUGGAAACAGAUAUGUUCCUAGAGCAGUUCUUGUUGAUUUGGAACCUGGUACCAUGGAUUCUGUGCGGUCAGGUCCUUUUGGGCAACUCUUUAGACCUGACAACUUCGUAUUUGGUCAGUCUGGCGCCGGAAACAACUGGGCCAAAGGUCACUACACAGAAGGAGCCGAACUGGUAGAUAAUGUUGUAGAUGUGGUUCGAAGAGAGGUAGAAACUUGCGAUUGUCUGCAAGGUUUCCAGUUGACACAUUCUCUGGGUGGAGGAACAGGAUCUGGCAUGGGAACACUGUUGAUUAAUAAAGUUCGGGAAGAAUACCCAGACAGGAUUAUGGUCACAUUCUCCGUAAUGCCAUCGCCAAAGGUUUCAGACACCGUUGUUGAGCCAUACAAUGCAACCUUAUCUGUUCAUCAGCUUGUUGAAAACACAGACGAGACUUUCUGUAUCGACAAUGAGGCUCUCUACGACAUCUGUUUCAGAACAUUGAAGUUGACUACACCCACAUAUGGAGAUUUGAAUCACCUUGUGUCCGCUGCAAUGUCGGGUGUAACUACAUGUCUUAGAUUUCCAGGACAAUUAAAUGCAGAUUUGAGGAAAUUAGCCGUUAAUAUGGUUCCAUUUCCUCGUCUUCAUUUUUUCAUGCCAGGGUUCGUACCUUUAACAUCACGCGGCAGUCAACAGUAUCGUGCACUUUCUGUACCGGAACUGACACAACAGAUGUUUGAUGCUAAGAACAUGAUGACGGCUUGUGACCCUCGCCAUGGAAGAUAUCUGACCGUUGCUUGUAUUUUUAGAGGAAGAAUGUCAAUGAAGGAGGUUGACGAACAAAUGCUUAAUAUCCAAAACAAAAACAGUUCAUACUUUGUAGAAUGGAUUCCAAAUAAUGUAAAAACGGCUGUUUGUGACAUUCCACCAAGAGGCUUGAAAAUGUCGGCUACUUUUAUAGGUAACAGUACAGCAAUUCAAGAAAUAUUCAAGCGAAUCUCUGAGCAGUUUACAGCUAUGUUUCGCCGUAAAGCUUUUCUUCAUUGGUAUACUGGUGAAGGGAUGGACGAGAUGGAAUUUACCGAGGCGGAGUCGAAUAUGAACGAUUUAGUUUCUGAAUACCAACAGUAUCAGGAUGCAACAGCAGACGAACAGGACUUUGAUGAGGGAGAGGAAGAGGAAGAGGGAGAAAUGUAAAAUGUUAAAAAAUGAACUGUGCGCAAAGUAUUGAUUAAAAAAGAUUUAACUUUAUACAUUAAGGCAAAUUUAACAUUGGAAUUUCAUUUAAUGCAGUACAUUUUAAUUAUGCGUAAAGCAGAUUUCAAGAAAACAUUUUGCACAGAAAUCAAUUGACUAAGAUUAUUAAAUAGAUCAAUGUGACGCUGUUUUAAUUAUUAUUUUUGUGCACACAAAACAACAUGGCAAGUUUUAAUUGAAAAGUUUUUGUUUAAUAAGAAAAUUUCUGACUUUCAGGUUUGAUAAUUUUAUAUUUUUUUAUUCUUUAUUUUUAGUCAAUGUUUUUAGGAUUGCUUCUUUGAUUUGGAGUAGUUUUACUUUGUUACUUUUAUGAAUUUUAACUUACCGUUCCUGUAUGACUUUAUUAGUCCAUACAGAGGUGUUAAAGAAAUUAAAAGGAAUAAAUUAACACUUAUGCGCAAUAAUCGUAAUGACUUCAAAUAAUAAUUGAUUUUUUACGGGUUAUCAUUUUUGUAAAUAUGUUUUUCUUUCAUUUGUCUAAUUUUAAAACAUGACUAGUAAGAGACAAAUCGUUAUAUUCACAAUAAAACAAUGACAAUUUUUAUUUUUCAUUAUAUAUUCAUAUUAGUAUUGAAAGUCCCGAGACAAUGACUAGACCAAUGUGCUAAUAAAUUGUCUAUUUCGAGAAACUGUAUUAUGCUUAAUUGCUUGCAGGUUUUUUUAUGCCGUGGUCAUUAAGUUUUACCCUUGUCCGUCUGUACGUCCGAACGUCCCAAAAUUGGUUUCCGUUCUCUGACUUUAGUUUGCCUAGACCAAAUGUUAUGAAACUUAUACACAAUGCUUAAUACCACACAACACAGAUCAAGUUUGAAUUGGGUGGCGUCACUUUUACCUUUCUAGAGUUAUGGCCCUUUACAAAUUGAAAAAAUGCUGAAAUUUUAAUUGCCGUUCUCUUACUUUAGUUUGCCUCAACCAAAUGUUAUGAAACUUAUAUACAAUGCUUGUUACCACAAAAUACAGAUCUAUUUUGAAUUUUGGUAGUGUCAAUUUAAUCGUUCUAGAGUUAUGGCCCUUUACAAAUUGAAAAAUUGCUGAAAUUUUAAUUGCCGUUCUCAUACUUUAGUUUGCCUCAACCAAAUGUUAUGAAACUUAUAUACAAUGUUUGUUACCACAAAAUACAGAUAUAUUUUGAAUUUUGGUAGUGUCAAUUUAAUCGUCCUAGAGUUAUGCCCCUUUACAAAAGAAACAAAUGCUGAAUUUUUCGUUUCCGUUCUCUAACUUUAGUUUGCCUCAAUCAAUUUGUUAUGAAACGUAUACACAAUACUUAUUACUAAAAAACUCAGAUCAAGUACAAAUUUGGGUAGUGUCACUUUUACCGUUCUUCAGUUGUGUCUCUUUAUAACUUUAUAUGAUAUGCAAGCGGGGGCAUCAUUUGUGUCCUAUGGACACAUUCCCCAUUUAGUUUUUAAAUUACGUUUGAACAUUCAUUGUUUGCAUCAAAAUAAAGACAUUCUAAACUGG